Trypanosoma brucei brucei TREU927 is the source of this 2064-nucleotide messenger RNA. RefSeq lists its product as hypothetical. Gene Ontology annotation, cellular component: axoneme. The transcript has a single exon. Gene Ontology annotation, molecular function: beta-tubulin binding; microtubule binding. The record is from RefSeq and is a predicted model, not a curated record. NCBI's taxonomy places the organism in Eukaryota, Euglenozoa, Kinetoplastea, Trypanosomatida, Trypanosomatidae. The coding region runs from base 1 to 2064 and encodes 687 amino acids.
AUGCCACCUAAAACUGUGAAAGUGAUAGGCAGGGGUGGUAAGGACGACAGGAAGGAUGACAAGCCGAAAAAGCUUAAGCCGGCGCAAAUCGCCAUUAAUAAGGCGGUGGAGACGGCUGAUAAGUUGUACAAACUGCAUGAGCGUGAGCGACUGAAGAUGGAGCAGACCGAUCGGGUGGCUCUUCAGAAGUUUUCACUCGACAAGGCCGCUGAAAAGGAACGCCUUCGGUUGGAUCAAGACGUCUACACCGCCUUUGAAGACGAACUUGUGGAGCAGGAGCAGCUCGCGUACAAGGAAUGCGAGAAACACCGUCUGUGGAGCCUCAUUCCCGAGGCGUCACGCCUUCCACCGAUAAGGUCUCAGAGUGCAAUCAACACAUUUCUGAGCGUCUGGAGGGACAGUGAGGAGCAUUACAGUCAUUAUUCCCCGCCUGUAGAAGUCAAUAUCAAACGCGACAAUUCCAAUAGCAGUCUGCGUGUUCACCGAUUUCACCAAGGGGAACUUGGAAUUCCUCCAGCAGCACGUCGGAAGAUGUUGAAUGAGGAGCUUAAUCGGUGUGUCAUGGCGUACGAUCUGGUGGAGACAAUCCGUCUGGAAGCGGAUCGUUGCCUUACACUUGGAAAGACAGAGGAUCUGAAGUUUUUCGGUGAGAAUAUUGGGAACGUGUAUGAGCAGGUGAUGUUUGCGUUUGACUUUGUCACAAUUCAUACUUUGCUAAACUACGAUGUGAUUUUAGAUGGACCUGACAGUGAGUUUCUCACGGUGGCCGUGCCAUCAGCGAACCCUGUCGCUAAAUUUGGACUUUGGGUGAAGGUGAAGGAAACAACUCGCAGCUUUGCUUCACUUGUAUUUCCCGUCGUUUCCAUGCGACUGGAUCCUAAAUCCAGUGCGCUACCGAAGCUUCCUAAGGCGCUUGGGUUGAGCAAGGAAAACGUUGCAUUGCGCGUCAUCCAGCUCCGUUUUGACCCGUAUGGAUGUCGGGGCUCCGGCGGGCGUGAAUACUACGCACUGCCUUGUGUGAUAAAAAUAGAUCUAUUGAGCUUUACGGAGCGACCAAAGCAAAGCGGUGACUGGCUUUAUCGCUCUGAGACGGAGGAAGCACAUAAGUUACAUGUUGUUCCGUACCCUCCACCUGUUCUAGAGGCCACUGAUGAAAAUCCCGCUCUGCGGGUGUCAUUUGAGGUUCCCUCCACGAUUGUCAUGCGCCAGCCCACGCUUCUAAUUGGCAAAUGGGUAGAGAAGACAAAAGAAUGGGAGCCGUGCAGCCACACAUCAAGUUCUCCAGAUUCAACGGGACCGGAGCGAAUGUGUAGCUUCGCCACAGGGGAAUUUGGCACCUUCACCAUUUUGCAGGGGAAAGGGUUUGAUGUGCCGUAUGAGCAGUGGCGGCUGCAGCCGGUGAGCUUCGAUCAGGUGAUGAUGGUGUUAGAAGGCCGUCACCGGGGCGAAGGAAGUGACCGCGAGUUCCGUAUACUUAUCUGCGAUGCCAAGUGCAAACUUAUUUCCCCUGGAGACCCGGAGCUGGCGGCUUUGCGAGCGGAUUGGUUGGAGCCCGCUACGCUGGUGAGAUUACUCUCCCAAGCAGGCUUUAACUUCAUGUUGCGCGACGAAGAUGCCGAGUUUAUUGAGGACAUUGUGCCCAAGUCCUCGGAGCUGGAGGAGAAAGUGUAUGCAGACAUUGCACAGUUCUGUCUCUUUUACAUCAUAGCUAGUUCGCGGCACAAUAAGUGCGGAGAAGACGCAGACCUGGCACUCUUCCGUAUGUCGAAGCAGGUGUAUUUAGGCACCGAAGACUCCCCCGACCUAACAGCAGAGGCGGAUGGUGAGUGGCACAGUAUAAGGUAUCAGACACAUUGUUGCGCCUUUUCGGCCUUUAGGGAGCGUGACGAUGUGCCGGACCUACGAAUACUCGAGGACCACGAGACACAUCUCAACCUCUACACACUUCUGCUGAAGGAGAAAGGAGAAGAGGUUCGACUCAUGGCCCUUCAUCGAACUAAUUUCCUCUUACGACGAUGUGUGUAUCAGCUCCUCAGACUUAUUCGCCCACUUACUUGGGGUUAA